Molecule: messenger RNA, 5806 nt
Organism: Pecten maximus
Lineage: Eukaryota; Metazoa; Mollusca; Bivalvia; Pectinida; Pectinidae
Product: NACHT and WD repeat domain-containing protein 2-like
Exons: 28
Coding region: 1-5532 (1843 amino acids)
Molecular function (GO): protein binding
Source: RefSeq, a predicted model, not a curated record
AUGGGGUGUGGUGCGUCAGCGAAUUCAUCGGAACCUCCACCCCCGGGGGUAGAGGAAGAAGGAACCGAGAUAUCUGUAGGCCCGAAACCAAAGAUAAGUUUUAAGCAAUCCGCCAAGCUCAUAGGAAAACUCCAGACGCUCAGAACAAAACGGAGACGGAAGUCGUCCACUGCAACCUUUGCAUUAAAUGUAAACGUCAUAACAAAAGUGAAAGAAAAACUCCGGAAUAUUCGCCAAAGAUUCAAGGCGCCCCCUACUCCUCUCAUUUUAGGAGAUAUUGAUGCGGAGGUGACGUCAUCUGCCAAAAUUGUGCGCGUUUUCACCAGCAGCACGUUUAAAGAUUCGGUUGAGGAAAGAAAUAUAUUGAUCGAGGAGGCAUACCCGGAGCUCAAGUCGUUCUGCCAGGCUCGAGGGUACGAUUUCCAGGUGGUGGACAUGCGUUGGGGCGUUAGAGACGAGGCUUCCGAUGACCACAGUACAACUGACCUCUGUCUAAAGGAAAUAGACCUGUGUCAAAAACUGUCGACGGGACCUAAUUUUGUCUCCUUCGUUUCACACCGGUAUGGAGCCCCACAACUUCCACGCCAUAUCGAGGCUGACGAAUUUGAGAAAAUGAUAAACAACAUUGGGGAAGAAGGAUCUGAUGGAAAAGACUUAUUGACAAGAUGGUACCGCCGCGACGAAAAUAUAGUACCAGUGACCUAUAUUCUCUCACCCAUAAGUCGACAAAUCCCAGACAUCCUCGGUAAAAAUGGAGAGGAACCGACAAAAGGUGCUAAGCAACGAUGGCUCAGUGAAAAAUCGGACAUGUUGGAAAUGCUUCAAGACCUUGCUCAGAAAUAUCUGACGCCGAGUGAAUGUGAAAAAUACACGGUAUCGGUGACAGAGAAGGAGACUGCUGUGGGUAUGAUAGACGUCCCGGCCCCCGGGAAACACUGUCUUUGGUUCCGACGUAACAUAACGGACAUAGAGGAUCAGCCGCCAAGUGAGUUCCUGGAGAGAUACAUGGAAUGUAAAGGACCGGACACCAAAUGGAAGGCUGCACGAGAGUCCUUAAGGAAACUUAAAGACGAGAAGAUGUCACAGGUGUUACCACCGCAAAACCUGUUUACCUACGACAUUAAGUGGACAGAAACAGGUGUAGACAAGAAUAAUCCGGAUCACUGGCGAUAUCUGAAUACUCUGACGUCAGACCUCGUGACUAGGAUGAAGGAGAUGAUAUUGGAAGGUAUUACAAAUCAGCCCCGAGCCAGUCGUGACGUCAUGCUUGUUGAAUGCUCGCAACACUUGUCAUUUGCCAGAAAGAGAUGCGACAUUUUCUUCGGCCGAGAGGAAAUUCUAGAUAAUGUGCGAGAUUUCUUUAGCAACAAAUCAAGAAGACUUCUGGUGAUCCAUGGAAAAUCUGGAUCGGGCAAAGCUUCGAUCGCCGCCAUGACAGUCAAGCACGCCAGGUCAUGGAUGUCGUCCAAAGGUGCUGCCAUCGUCGUAAGGUUUCUGGGCACAACGGCAACUAGUUCUACCAUUCUUAGUCUGCUACAAAGUGUCGUGAAACAAGUUAAAUUGAUAUAUAGACAGAAUCCCACUGUAUCCCAGAAUCCAAAGUCUUUGGUAAAGGAAUUCGAGAAUUGUUUAAAACUUGCAAAAGCUGAGCGACCUCUGGUGGUGAUUUUGGACAGCCUGAAUCAACUUGAUACUGAGAACUCCGGCCAUAAACUAGAAUGGCUUACCCGGGUAAUCCAGACACUCCCUCACGUGAAAAUAGUUUUCACUACGCUGGACGAGGAUCCCAAUGGGACCCUUAGUCGACUCCAGGAUAAAUAUCCCGGAAGUGAAAAUUACAUCAACAUUCUGGAACUUCCGGUGAAAGAUACCGAGGGAAUAGUACAGCAGUACCUAAACCAGCGCAACCGGAAACUAACUGCUGCUCAGAUGGCGUACUUUUUGUCAUACAUGAAGUCGUGUUCGAUCCCGCUUUAUUUGAAGCUGUCGUUUGAUGAAGCCUGUAAAUGGCACUCCUAUACGCCUAGUGACGAGACGGUGCUGCAACCCACCAUUUCCGAGAGUAUCAAGCACCUAUUCUCUAACCUAGAGCGGAAACAUGGGGAGAUUUUUGUCUUCAAAGCGCUCGGAUACCUAACGACAGCACGACACGGUCUCUCGGAGUCGGAACUGGAGGACGUUCUAUCCUGUGAUGACGUUGUCCUGAAUGAUAUUUACCAAUACUGGACACCGCCUGUCCGCCGUCUUCCUCCGCUUUUGUUCGUCCGGUUAAAGAUGGAUAUUGACGAAUAUCUAGUCGAGCGUGGUGUGGAUGGGUCACGUGUUCUGUAUUGGUAUCAUUCACAGUUCUUGAGUGUGGCACGUGACCGCUACUGUGAAGCCAAUACUAGAAGACAACUCCAUGAGUCACUCGCCGAGUACUUCAGCGGGAAGUGGGCGGACAAAAAGGAGAAAGUUUAUUUUGGCAAGAAUGGAGAGGAGCACAGAGCAGAUCGAUUGGUCAAAUCUCAACCAAUCAUAUUGGGCGACACAUACAAUCUUCGGAAGAUCAACAACUUGCCUUACCAUUGGGCAAACGCGAACCGCGCACAGGAACUAAAGAGAGAAUGCUUGAUUAACUUCACCUUUUUGCAGGCGAAACUCAAUGCGACCUCCAUCGGGAAUAUCCUUAAUGAUUACCAGUUAGCAAUGUCCAUAUUCCCUGAUGAUCAAGCGAUCCACCUCGUCGCUAAGGUGAUGCAGUUGUCUCAGGCUGGACUUAGGGCUGAUCCUCAACAGUUACCCACACAGCUUCUGGACAGGUGUGGUGAUGAACAGAAGGUGGAGAUCGUCAACCUGUUGAAGGAUUGUGUCGGUGUCCCUGGUUAUACCUUGUUAGCAGACAAACAGUUACUGACUAAAGCAGACGAGCAAAUCCCAGCUGUCUUUACGCAUGACAGUACAAUUACCGCUAUGGACAUAACGGUCAAUGGUCGUAUCCUUGUCACUUGUGACGAAACCCAUACAAUCAAAUUCUGGAGUUUAAGGGAGAAAUCAUUCAUCAAAGGAUUCACAGACAUUGUCAAGGACAUUUCCAACGUGCACUUCGUUUCCAAUGAUCAUUUCGUUUUAGUAGAGCAUAACAAGAAGAGUCUUCUGACCACUCUAGACGCUGAUGGUCAGAUCCAUGGUCAAAUUGAAGUGGACUUCUACUGUACUCUUGGCGGACCCGGUAGAAGCCUGUUACUGACGGCAAAGGGAUAUAUGUUUAAAGUCUUCGAUGCAGAGAAGUUAACAUUUUUGAGAGAAAAGAAAUCACCCAGGAGUACUCCUCUUGGAUACGAUCUAACAGCGAACGAGCACAAGGCCGUGAUAGGACUGGGGGGUCGUACCAAGGUCAAGUUUAGUGUUAUAGACCUCAAAACGAUGGUCUUCACACAACAGAAAGAGUUACCCAUUCGGAGCAUGCGUAGAAACGAGAACAACGAUGACAACGACGACAAUGUUUCGUCGAUGCAUCUGACCCCUAGCGGUCGAUAUCUCGUCGUAACAAUAGAAGGUGACUCGGGCUUCAUCGUAUACAAGAUGCCGCUAUUGAAGGAGCUUUAUCGGAUUCCAGGUAACCAGGAUGACUCAAGAUGGGACUUCCAUUUUGGCGCUACGGGACACUCCCUGUAUUUUCUUUCUCUUGCUGAGUUCAGUCUGUACCAAAUACAGACGUUGGACGUUCGUACAGGGGACUUAAACACUGUCCAUUACACCACCGCCAGUCGUGUCCGUACCCACAGAGGGAACGUCAUGGUUACGGGUGGGUUUGAUGGUGUUGUCAAGAUGUGGGACCUAGCAGGGCUCAAGAUUAACAAUCAGUCGGCGGUCGAGGAGAAGGGGUUCCGUAUUGAAAAUCUUAGACAGCUCCAUGACAGUAGAUACGCCAUCAGCUUAUCCUCACUGGAGAAAAAGGGGCUACAACUCUUGCAGGUCUACGACAUAGCGGAGAAGAAGGUGGUCCGUCAGGCAUUCGUGGGUAAGGAGGACACGUUGAUAGAAUGUUGUUUAGACCAUCACGCUGUCAUGGAAACUAAGGACAAGAAUAUAAGGAAACUGAAGAUGGUGAACCUUGACACUAUGACCGUGACCUUUGUAUUCCAAGGUCGUCUAAACAAUCGAAUAUCGGGGGUUCACGUUCUUCACGACAGAAACGAGGUGCUGGCUUUGUCUCAAGGUCGACGGUCGCUGAAGACGUAUGACCUGAACAAUGGGAAAACAAAGGCGAUCCUCAAACCCCCUGAGGAUAUAGAUUGGGCCCAAUUCACACAAAUGAUAUGUUACAGUGAUAACAUAGUCGUAGCAAGCAUGACAUCAACAGGUAUCGUAGUAUUUGAUUUGGUGACGUCCUCCAUGAAGUGUAUAUACACUUCGGAAUUGGAGAUUUCAGACGAGGAUGCUACUGCCGGAAGUUGGACACGGAUCAGCAAAGGCGCUAAAUUCAUUGCUAUCCGGUGUGAACGGAAAUUGCCUGCUCUCCUCAAAGAGUCCGGCCUUGAAAUGACGGCUUAUCUGAUCCAUAUUUGGGACAUUGAGAAUUGGAAAUACAACGGUUAUAUCUUCGAAGAGCCAAUGCAUUACGAGAUUAUGUCUCGUCUCGACGAGAAAGCCGAGUUCUUUUCUGACUUCCUGUUCCUGGACGAUCUUAGAAUUGCCACCAUCUUCGACCAACACAAAGGGGAGAUACUGAUCUGGGAUUCGAAUAAAAAUGAGUGUCUGGAGCGAUUGUCCAGCAGUAUCACUCCGGACGCUGACCUGUUUACUAAUGACGUCAGUCCAUACCUGUUGGUAUACAACUUGGCCAAUCUAGAAAUCUGGGAAAAGUCCAAUUUAAAGUGUUUAGCCAGUAUGACGACAGACUAUGACGUCCACUUUUCUGAGUUAGCUAAAGAUGGACUGAGUGUCCUAGGCUGUAAGGAAGUGCCCGUCGAGAUUAUACACUGGACUUUACAGAAGGGAGGCAACCCGGUCUAUGACAUGAGCAAAAAACCGAUCCUCUUCGAAGGAGUCCGAAAUGAUUUGAAGUUAAACCUCUCUGUUGACGAUGACGGCGAUUCUGUGGCCAGUGACAUAGACUUCGAUAUUGACGAUUCUAGCGACGAUGAUAAAGAUACUGACGUCGAUGAGGAAAACCUAGAUGAGGUGGACGAUCUGUUCAACAGGUCGUCAAAUACUCCUCUGACUGACGAUGCCAAGUUGAAAGCGAUGAGAACAGUUUCUGGUCGAAACGUUAACGAAAACAGGGUUUUACAUCUGACCGAUGACGACAAAGAAGAAAAACUGUACAAUUUCCAGAAUAAAGUCUUAUCCGAAGAGGCUUUCAAAGAAACUUCGACCGCGGUCAAACAAAAAGGUGAUUCUAAUUCAGUCGAUGACGGCAACGACAAAAAACAGACGAUGGAAAAUGAGAAAGACGGGAAAAGAAAAUUGAGACAGAGUUCUUCCUCACCCGUACCUUCAUUAGAAACCUAUGAUUAUGGUGACGCGUCAGACACGUCAGAUUUCUGAGACAAUCCUUACUUUUAGGUCUCUCUAAUCACCUGUCAAACGUUUAGAUAUUUAAAACAUUAUAUAAUUAUAUAUUCUUACGUAAAUUAUAUCAGCUAUACUCAUGAUUUACCUCGCAAAACUUAUGAUAACAAUGUAACCAGAUUUACGGCUCUGUAUUUAUGUUUAAAGCUCUCAUACAAACAAAACUGGACGUAUAUGAGGAUAUAUCCUGUGACUUGUACACUGAAUCAACAUCGCGAUAUUGACAUUUUUAUUUAGUGGAGGAUUGGAC